AUGCUCAUGUUCGCAUUUCCCUGCUCUGUCGACAACCUCGAUAAGCACGAGAAGCAUUUUCCCAUACCUGACUAUAUGCUGGGAACAUGGAUCGAUUACGAAUCUCCAUCCACCAAAGACAUUCCUCGCAUUUCGUUCACCUACCUGCAAGAAGGGGCCACCCGGCAAUUACGGCUCCAAGGGUUCAAGAUCCCCGCUGCCUAUUUCACCCGCAUCUUGCAAGAGUACAAGCCUCAGUCUUUGGUCAUACACUGUGUCGAGGUUGAACCCGAGUUCGAAAUUUACGUAGAAUCCCUUCUCCAGCUCUCAACGCUCGAGAAUCUCACCUUCUCGGCAGUCGUCGUCCAGUAUCGGCCCACACGCCGGGGCGUUCGGACUUCCAUCGACCCGGAUCCCGAUGUCUUGCCAUCAAUAGAGCUGCGUGGAAACCAGAGGAUCAAAGACUAUCUCAGCUACAUCCUGGAGCGGAGGAAUGUAGGAAUCUAUGCCCGACUGAAGUAUCAUCGGCGUAUGAUUACCAUUCUGGAUUUUCCGGAUCCUCUCGUUGUUAUGCCGGACUCCUGA
Messenger RNA from Westerdykella ornata, 564 nucleotides. RefSeq lists its product as uncharacterized. The transcript has a single exon. Lineage: Eukaryota; Fungi; Ascomycota; Dothideomycetes; Pleosporales; Sporormiaceae. The coding region runs from base 1 to 564 and encodes 187 amino acids. The record is from RefSeq and is a predicted model, not a curated record.